Molecule: messenger RNA, 824 nt
Organism: Cajanus cajan (pigeon pea)
Lineage: Eukaryota; Viridiplantae; Streptophyta; Magnoliopsida; Fabales; Fabaceae
Product: RING/U-box superfamily protein
Biological process (GO): protein ubiquitination
Molecular function (GO): zinc ion binding; ubiquitin-protein transferase activity
Source: RefSeq, a predicted model, not a curated record
UUUUGCACUACCUGCAUAUCCAAAUACGUGGCUACUCAAAUGCGCCAAAAUAUUCUCAAGGUGACCUGUCCAAACCCAAAUUGUUCUGUGGAAUUGAAGCCAAAAUGUUUGCACACCGUUUUGCCUAGGGAAGUUGUUGUUAGAUGGGAAUCUGCGAGGUGUGAGUCUUCAAUUGCUGGGGAAAAUAAGACUUAUUGCCCCUUUAAGGAUUGUUCUGUGUUGUUGGUGAAUGAUGGAGGAGAAGUUGUGACCAGUGCUGAGUGCCCCUCCUGUCAUAGGCUAUUUUGUGCACAGUGUAAGGUUUCUUGGCAUGGAGGGUUGACUUGUGAGGAUUUCCAAAAAUCCAAAGGGAAAACACAUGAAAAAGAGUUUGAUAACAUGUUUUUGAAGUUGGCCGAAGAGAAAAAUUGGCAGAAAUGUCCCAAGUGCUCUAUGUUUGUCCAGAGAAGUGGAGGAUGUGAACACAUUUCGUGCAGGUGUGGGUGCCACUUCUGCUACGGUUGUGGGGAGAAAUGGAUGUAUGGACAUGUAUGCAACAAGCGUUGAUCCACUUGAACCGGGUACAAUUGGAAAGAAAGAAAAGUGUUGAGUUUAGUGUUUAAGUAUUUAACAAUUGUCGGUUGUAGACUUGUAGCCUUUUUAAGGAUACCUGGUUUAUCACUUUUGUGUUUCUAAAGUUCUAAACAACAAAUUAGUCUUCUACAUACAAGUUAUUUUAGGUGUGAGCUUUCUGAUAUGGACAUGUAAAACCUUUGUGCAUAUCAAAUGCUGGUUUCUCUUUUUGGUGUAUUCAAUGAUCAUAUAUAUGAUUGUCAUGUUUGACA